AUGUCUAGUCCUUCCGUGCAGAAAAAGGAGUGCCGGGAUCAGGCCUUGGAAAAGGUCGUCGUAUUCAACGACAGAGCCGAACUCAAACGUCGAGUGCUCUGUGAACUGCAGCCUGGAUUCAACGAAAUUCAUCUUGAGGUUGCCAAUUCAGAAAACCUUUUAUUCCAGAAUGUCACCCAUAACAUCAUCCAUGACUCAGUCCGUGUGGACGGUCGAGGCGACGGGACCAUUCACGACGUUCAACUCACUGAGAAGGCCGCUAUUCAUGAAGACACUGAUUCACCUAAGGCAUUACUUACGAUUGUUUCGAUUGUAUUGCAAGAUGAAAAGAACUACUGGGCUGGAAACAAUGUGGUCUGUCCGCCGAAGGAUUCACGAGAACCCUUCAUUCUUAACAAUGAAACAUUGGAAAGUCUCACACAGUUUUAUUCCUACUACGAAGAAAGAUCUACCGCAGUUCGCGCGGAACUGCGCAAAGCCAAGAAGGUACUUGAGAAAAGCGAAAGAGAGUUGGAAGCCUUAGAAGCGGAACUGAACAGAGCUGAGUCCGACCACAGAGCGAAUCAGUUCAGCAAGUUGAUCGUAAUUACCUUAGAAAGCGAAAAGGGUGGCUCUGUGCAGCUAGAAUUGUCUUACCAGGUCUAUGGCGCUCAUUGGAGUCCCAGCUAUGACUUGCGUGUUGACACAAGUGGAAAGCAAUCUCUCAAGAUCACUUACUUUGGGAAUAUAUCUCAAUCAACAGGAGAAGAUUGGACUAAUGCUUCACUUGUACUUUCUACUGCUCAGCCUUGCCUUGGUGGACAAAUUCCCGAACUUGGCGUUUUGGAAGCUGUUUUCUAUCGUCCUCCACCUCCACCCGUUGCACAGCCGUAUAUGGCCAGAACUAAAAUGUGCGUUUUCAUAGAAGGAGGAAUGAAAAAGUUUUCGUUGAGAGCAGCACCAAUGGCAGCAGGAUCCCUUUUCGCUUCAGCGCAGAAUGAUAUGGUUCUUGAGAGUGCUCCAAUGCAUGUUGAGGUGAACUUUUAUAGCACGGAGUUCAUGAUUACCAAGCCAGCGGCCAUUCCAUCAGAUGGCGCCGAACACAAGGUGACGAUUGGAGUUGUUGACGUUACUCCUCAGAUGAUACAUGAGUGUGUUCCAUGCAAAAACACUAGCACUUUCCUCACUGCUUCUGCAGUUAACUCGUCGGCACUUCCAUUUUUACCAGGCAGUGCAGCUGUUUACCUCAACAACAGUUUCGUUGCAAAGACUCACAUGAAGAACGUAUCUCCUGGCGAAAGAUUCUCCUGCUCUCUUGGGGUAGAUACUGCCCUACGUGUAGAAUACAAACCAGUCAAAAAAUACCAUGAGCAGGUCGGCCUCAUCAGCAAGAGCUCCUCCAACGUUCAUGAGCAGGUAAUAGUCGUCAAGAACUCGCGUGCGCAACCUGUAUUGCUGACGAUCAAGGAGCAGAUUCCGAGAAGCACUGAUGACAAGAUUAAAAUAACUCCUUUAAAAAAUUAUGUGAGUCCAGUCCUUGAUUCAGGAGAUUUAACGACUGCGGCAGAAUUACCCAAAGAAGGAUGCCGACUGAAAGGUGGUAUUCUCGAGUGGACCAUCGCGUUGCAAGACGGGAAAACGGCAGAGUUACACGUGAAGUGGGCUGUUGAUCAUCCGAAGGACGAAGUGGUCGAGUUUGUGGAGCGCCACUAA
Molecule: messenger RNA, 1692 nt
Organism: Haemonchus placei
Lineage: Eukaryota; Metazoa; Nematoda; Chromadorea; Rhabditida; Trichostrongylidae
Source: the annotation of a GenBank genome assembly